AUGGAGCUGAAGCGAGGAAAGACCUUCAUCAAAUCCAGCCUGCAGAUUUCCCAUGAGAAAGCCCCAGACUCAGCGGUCACCAUUCCAACAAGAGAGGAUGUCAGCCCCAGUGAGAGGGGCUCCCAGGCAGGUCAGAAUGUCCACAGCUAUGAUAGAGGCCCUGGCAAGGGGGCACAGUCAGACCCGGAGAAUACGGCCGUGGCUUCUGGAACCUCCUUCAGACUGGUUCGGAAGAGCAAGACUCAUGACAAUGUGUCCGGGGCCAGCAGGGCAGCUGGUGCUUCCGGGCAGCUGGUGGCCAGUGCCAGCUUCUCUGGGCCCUCUGGUGGCCAGCGCAUGAUCGACUACCGCCACUUCGUGCCCCAGAUGCCUUUUGUACCUGCUGUGGCCAAGAGUAUCCCCAGGAAGAGGAUUUCCUUGAAACGGCCCAAGAAAUGCUUUUGGAACCUAUUCCACCUGCGCAGGAACAAGGCGGAGGGUGUGGCCUCGCUGGUGGCCAAGGGCAAGAGCCUGGCCUCCCACGGGGGCCUGUUGGAUGUGGCAGGGCGCCGCAGCGCCACUUUCCUGCCACUGGGCGAGGACCCGGGGCUGGACAGCCUGUGCCAGGACCUGUGCGAUGGUGACCUGAUGCUGGAUUCGUCCCUUGAACUCUGCCGGGCGCUGUGUGAGGAUGUGGCUUCGCUCAAGAGUUUUGACUCGCUCACUGGCUGCGGGGAGAUCUUUGCAGAUGAGAGCUCCGUACCGUCCCUGGAACUGAACGAAGAAAACCCUGAUGGCCCAACCCGAGUGUCCCAGAGCCCGGGCUGCAAAACUACUGGAGGCCCCGUCCAGGGCGGUGUGGAGAAGCUGGCAUCCCCUGCCCAAAAUGAGGCAUCGGACUUCUCCAAAUUCUGGGACAGCGUGAACCGCAGCGUGAGGCAGCAGCACCGCGCCCUCCUGGCCCCGUGGUCGGCGGCAGGACCCCAGGGCCUGGACACUGAUCAGGCCGGGCCAGGGGAUGCUGCUGGGCUGGCCGAGUUGCCCUUAUGCCCCUGUAGGGACCCGCCCAGGGGCUCCAAGGCCAGCUCCAUAGACACGAGCACCCCAAAGAGCGAGCAGCCGGAGUCGGUGUCCACCAGCGACGAGGGCUACUAUGACUCCUUCUCGCCAGGCUUGGAGGAGGACAAGAAAGAGGCCCCGAGCCCCAGCACACCUGUUGCCACCUUCCCCCGCGACAGCUACAGUGGGGACGCCCUGUAUGAGCUCUUCUACGACCCCAGCGACAGCCCUGGGGGGCCGAGCCUGGACGAUGACCCGUGUGUGUCCGAGAGUCUGUCGGGGCCAGCCCUGGGGACACCACUGUCCAUGUGCAGCUUCCACAUGGGGGCGGAGGAGAACCUGGCUCCUGCACCUGGCCCUGACCUGCUCAGUCAGGGUUUCCUGCAGAGCACCUGGAAGGGCAAGGAGUGCCUGCUGAAGCUCUGUGACACGGAGCUGGCUAUCACCAUGGGCAUUGUCAACUGGCUCCGCCGUGCCCCUGAACCCCGUACCCCACCCACAGCCGUCCCCUUACUUCCUGCACUUGAGGACCCCAUGGCCCCGCUGGGAGCUCCCAGGGAGCUGGUGGAAAAGCUAGGAACCAAGGGGUGCCAGGCCCCUGAGACACCCAGGGCCACUGUGUGCUCAGCGCUCAGCAGGCAGGAACUGUGGGCACAUCUGGGUACCCAAGGUCUGAUCCCUGGAAAUAACAGGGUCCCAGCAGGGGCUGUGGAGGCUGUGGGCACUCCACCCAGGGACCCCUUUCUGGAAGAAGGGAGCCGGAGCCCCCCUGAUGGUUGGUUCUCCUCUGUGGAAUCUGUGGCUGCAGCAACAAUGGAAGCUUCUAGAAAAACCACAGCUCCAGUGUCCCCUACCUGGCUCAGCUUGCAGAAAGAGCCCCAACCCUCAGGAAUGCUGGGCUGUUCUCACCUGACCAGGAAGCCUGCUGAGAAGCAGAGUAUUCUGAGUGCAGAACCCACAUUGAUAGACUGUGCGGUCCAGCUGGGAACCCUGCGGAUUGACCCAGAGGGCCAGCUCCCAGCCACACAGCCUGCAGGGCAGAACCUGGUCAACGGGCUCUUUGGACAGCCUCGGGUCAGACCCCCUCACAGUCCACAGCAAGAACAGCCCAGCAGUUUGGCAAGCAAGGCUGAGUCCUCCCCAGCCAGCUCACCAGAUCUCAGGCAUGCAGACUGCACCCUGGACCCGAGCUGGCUCUCGGCAGAGCCAGCAGGGCCAAGCCCCCAGGCCUGUGCUUCUGUGGAGGGCCAGCCCAUGCAGUGCAGCCCCGGGGCUGUGGAACGAGCAGCACAGAGGGGUCAGCUAGACACUGAGCCACCAUCAGCUACUGUGUCGCGGCAGAGUCCUUGGAGCCGACCCUCAGAGAUCUCAGGCCUUGCUUUGCAGAGUCCGUGGGGAGGGUUGCCCUCUGCAAGUGCCCCCAAAUGCUGUUGCAGCCUGCUGGCCCAUGAGGAUCACCUUGUCAGCCAGCCAGAAGUGAGGGCUGCCCAGCCAGCCACAGCUGAGGCACACCUGUAG
Ochotona curzoniae (black-lipped pika) is the source of this 2556-nucleotide messenger RNA. It is a transcript of the gene AMER3, whose product is annotated as APC membrane recruitment protein 3. The coding region runs from base 1 to 2556 and encodes 851 amino acids. NCBI's taxonomy places the organism in Eukaryota, Metazoa, Chordata, Mammalia, Lagomorpha, Ochotonidae. Gene Ontology annotation, biological process: regulation of canonical Wnt signaling pathway. Gene Ontology annotation, molecular function: beta-catenin binding; phosphatidylinositol-4,5-bisphosphate binding. Gene Ontology annotation, cellular component: plasma membrane. The record is from RefSeq and is a predicted model, not a curated record. The transcript has a single exon.